CACGGAACCCGAGCAAUCGCCCCGUCGCUGGCCCGCUGUCGCGUGUGCAACAAUCCCACCGGCUCUGGCAGUGAUGUCACGGCAACGCGCCAUCUAGCUGUUUUUUCCCCGAGAUUUCCUGUCCCAGUUCCCCAGCGCCGGAGACGCCGGAUCGACUUCCUCCGCGACGACGCAUUCACGCGGAUACGAUGGCUUCGACCACUACCUCCGGCCGCCAGCCAGACCUGGCUUUGGUGUCGGAGGACGAUUUCGCCUACGAGCAAGACAUCCAACGCAACCCCGGAAGCACCAAGCCGUGGCUGGCCUACAUCGAGUACAAGCUCCAGCACGGGACAGAACGGGAACAGGCGUUUGUCAUGGAAAGGGCCUGUGUCCAGUUGCCCCGAUCGUACAAGCUGUGGAAGAUGUAUCUCCGGUUCAGGGUGAAGCACGUUUCGAAGCUCAACGCUGCCAUCUUCGCUGCCGAGUACCAGAAGGUCAAUGCGCUUUUCGAACGGGCACUCAUCCUCCUCAACAAGAUGCCCAGGAUAUGGGAGAUGUAUCUCCAAUUCCUGAUGCAGCAGCCUCUUGUGACGGCCACCCGACGCGCCUUCGAUCGCGCGCUCAGGGCGCUCCCAAUCACGCAACACAAUCGGAUAUGGGCGCUGUACAAGCCGUUUGCGAACUCGGCGGAAGGUAUGACGGCCGUCAAGAUCUGGCGGCGCUACAUGCAAGUCCAUCCCGAGGAUGCCGAGGACUUCAUCGAGUUGCUGGUCCAUACCGGGCUGUACACCGAGGCCGUAAAGAAGUACAUCGAAAUCCUCAACAACCCGCGCUUUCAGAGCAAGAACGCAAAGGGGCACUACGAGUUGUGGAGCGAAAUGGUCGAUCUCCUGGUCGAGCAUGCCGUCGACAUUGACACGGGGCACGAGAGCGAGAUCGACGUGGAAGCCAUCAUCCGGAGCGGGAUCGAGCGGUUCAGCGACCAGAGGGGUAAAUUAUGGUGCGGCCUGGCAACCUACUGGAUCAGGCGGGGCAGUUUCGAGCGUGCAAGGGACGUGUUCGAGGAAGGCAUCACUACGGUCAUGACAGUUCGAGACUUUACGCUCGUAUUUGACGCGUACACCGAGUUUGAGGAGUCCAUCAUAGGAGCCUUGAUGGAGCUUGCGUCGAAACGGGCCGAAAAUGGCGUGGUUGACGAGGCCGCCGACUUCGACCUGGACAUCCGCAUGAUGCGUUUCGAGCACCUGAUGGACCGCCGGCCGUUCCUCUUGAACGACGUCUUGCUCCGGCAAAAUCCCAAUAAUGUCGCCGAGUGGGAGAAGCGAGUCGCGCUAUGGGGCGACAACCACCAGGAAGUGGUGCAGACGUACACGGACGCUAUCGCCACCAUCCAGCCAAAGAAGGCGGUCGGCGCCUUCCAUCAACUAUGGGCCAACUAUGCCAAGUUCUACGAGAAGGGAGGAGAUCUGCGCAAUGCCCGGAUCAUCAUGGAGAAGGCGGUCAAGGUCCCGUUCAAGUCAGUGGCGGAGCUCGCCGACAUGUGGAUCGAAUGGGCCGAGAUGGAGCUGCGGAACGAGAACUUUGACGAGGCCGUCAGGAUCAUGGCCAAGGCCACACAGGCGCCCAAGCGGUCGACUGUGGACUACUUCGACGAGACGCUCUCGCCGCAACAGCGGGUGCACAAGAGCUGGAAACUGUGGAGUUUCUACGUCGACCUUGUCGAGAGCGUGAGCUCGCUCGAAGAGACCAGGAAGGUCUACGAGAGGAUAUUCGAGCUCCGCAUCGCGACACCGCAGACCGUGGUCAACUACGCCAACCUCCUCGAAGAGCACAAGUACUAUGAAGAAUCGUUCAAGAUCUACGAGCGCGGCCUCGACCUCUUCAGCUACCCGGUCGCCUUUGAGUUGUGGAAUCUCUACCUCACCAAGGCGGUCGAUCGCAAGAUCAGCAUUGAGCGACUGAGAGACCUGUUCGAGCAGGCCGUCACGGACUGCCCGCCAAAGUUCGCCAAGGUCCUCUACCUGAUGUACGGCAACCUCGAGGAGGAGCGGGGGCUGGCCCGCCACGCCAUGCGCAUCUACGAGCGGGCCACGCGGGCGGUCUCGGACGAAGACCGGGCCGACAUGUUCAACUUCUACAUCACCAAGUCGGCGUCCAACUUUGGCCUGCCGUCGACGCGUCCCAUCUACGAGCGGGCCAUCGCGACGCUGCCGGACAACGAAGCGCGCGACAUGUGCCUCAAGUUCGCGGACAUGGAGAAGAGGCUCGGCGAGAUCGACCGGGCCCGGGCGAUCUACGGGCACUGCUCGCAGUUCUGCGACCCGCGGACGGACCCGGAGUUCUGGGCCAAGUGGGAGCAGUUCGAGGUGCAGCACGGCAACGAGGACACGUUCAAGGAGAUGCUCCGCAUCAAGCGCAGCGUCCAGGCGAAGUACAACACCGACGUCCAUUUCAUCGCCUCGCAGGCGCUGGCCAGGAGCCAGGCGCAGCGGCAACAGAACGGCGGCGAGCAGCAGGUGGACCCCGAGGUCGCGGACGCGAUGGAGCAGCUGGAGAGGCAGGCCCGCGCACCGGCAGGCUUUGUCGCCGCAUCGGAAGGGAUCAAGGGGAGUGUGGAGAGCAGGCCGGUCGAGGUGUCCAAUCCUGACGCCAUCGACCUUGAUGGCAUGGACGAAUGAUGCGACUUCUCGACUCGAGCCGGUGACCGGUGCAUGCUCCCCAAUGGGGAAGAGACGAGAGCAUCGGCAUUUUUUCCUCAGAAAAGACGGACAGGGCGUGGGCCGGAAACCGGUGUGGAUGUCGCAAGUGCUCAUCUUC
Messenger RNA from Thermothelomyces thermophilus ATCC 42464, 2799 nucleotides. RefSeq lists its product as uncharacterized. The transcript is spliced from 3 exons. Gene Ontology annotation, biological process: generation of catalytic spliceosome for first transesterification step; mRNA splicing, via spliceosome. Bases 189 to 2660 code for a protein of 823 amino acids. NCBI's taxonomy places the organism in Eukaryota, Fungi, Ascomycota, Sordariomycetes, Sordariales, Chaetomiaceae. Gene Ontology annotation, cellular component: post-mRNA release spliceosomal complex; U2-type catalytic step 2 spliceosome; Prp19 complex. Gene Ontology annotation, molecular function: protein binding. The record is from RefSeq and is a predicted model, not a curated record.